Limanda limanda (common dab) is the source of this 635-nucleotide messenger RNA. Its product is annotated as cytochrome c oxidase assembly factor 4 homolog, mitochondrial-like. Gene Ontology annotation, biological process: mitochondrial respiratory chain complex IV assembly. The coding region runs from base 131 to 382 and encodes 83 amino acids. NCBI's taxonomy places the organism in Eukaryota, Metazoa, Chordata, Actinopteri, Pleuronectiformes, Pleuronectidae. The record is from RefSeq and is a predicted model, not a curated record. Gene Ontology annotation, cellular component: mitochondrial intermembrane space. The transcript has 2 exons.
CCCCUUUAACACGGUGGAGUCGUGCAUGUUGUUGUGAGUUGAAGUGUGUUAGCGGACGGACCCGUCGACACAGAGACUGAUUCAGCUUCUCAGGACUGUGCAGUGGCCUGAAACCACACGCCUGUGCAGAAUGGCGUCCCCUUCACCCCACGACCGCAGCCGGAAUGAUGACGAGGACGACCCGGUGGAUCGGAUGAUAUCCCGGACUGGAUGUGCCGAGGUGCACUACGCUGUGCAGGAGUGCAUGGCUGAGCACCAGGACUGGCGAGUGUGCCAGAGCCAGGUCCAGACUUUCAAGGACUGCAUGAUGGAUUUCCAAAAAGCCCGGAAAGAACAGCUGAUGAAGCAGCGGCCAAUGUCCACUGAGUCUGCUUCCAACUGAACUCACCAAAACACACACACACACACUUUUUGAAUGAAAAGACUGCCCCGUUUUUUUGUUGUUUUUUGGAGAGUUGAACGAUAUAUAUGAUUUGUUGAUCACACCAUACUGAUUUAUUUAAAUCUAAAUUAGUGUAUGUGCAUUUUGGAAGAAGGUAAUUUUUCAAUUAUGUACUGCGCUCAUAACAUAUCUUGGUCAGAACAGCUACAAAUAUUAUUUUUGUGUUUACGAAUGGACAACAUAAAUUAUUAAA